Molecule: messenger RNA, 2475 nt
Organism: Blumeria graminis f. sp. triticale
Lineage: Eukaryota; Fungi; Ascomycota; Leotiomycetes; Helotiales; Erysiphaceae
Source: the annotation of a GenBank genome assembly
AUGUUGAUGUCGUCCGAAUCGAUGGUUCUAAGCCGUUCGGUCGCAUCACUACGUCCACCGCAUUCCACCAAAGCUUCUGCUCCCAAUCUCAACGCCAUCUACAGAAAGGCCUCCUCAUCAGCACCUAGUCUCGCUAAAGCUUCUCUUCGUAAGGCCUCCUCUAGCGCUCCCAUGACUCGUUCGACUCUCACUGUAUCCGAUGCAACUAGACAACUCACCUCCAAAUCAACCGGUAUCAACACAUCACCCUCACUCUGUGCCAUGCCGCCAUCACCGCCCCAUGAUGGCGACCUAAACCUAGGAGACGUAGUCGAGGUUCCCGGCAGGAUGCACGGAAUUGUCAAGUUUAUCGGAUCAGUCGACCAGAAAAAAGGUAUCUUCGCCGGAGUAGAAUUAAGCAAAGAGUUUGCGUCGCGAGGCAAGAAUAGUGGCGAUGUAGACGGGAUCAGUUAUUUCACCACAUCGGUUCCUGGAGCAGGUAUAUUUCUACCCGUUAACAGAGCACAUCGACGUACAUCAUUUUCUGUAUCCCGUAACGAAUGUCCACCGCCUACUCCGACCACACCGUCAAUAAGUGGAGGUAUGAAAAUAACAGGCCAUACUUCGACUGGACAUACACCGCCGACACCAGGUCUUCACAAAAUCGCUCAGUCUAGGGGAAAUGUUGGGACACAAAGUCCGCAGGGAAAAAAGAUCGGUCGCCCCUCCCUCCCACGGCCGGAGUCGCCCCUACGAAAACCUCAAAACUCCGUGAGAUCUUCAUUCGGAUCAUCAAGCGGAAGGCUAGCAGUUAAAUCACCCUCAAAGUCACCCAUGAAGUCACCUGCCAAAAAUACUACUCCCGCUCCGCGGAAAUUUGGCCAAAGUGUCCGUGGCACCCAAGAUUCCCGCGAGGUCGUGAGGAAAAUAGGACUCACUCCACAACCUGUUCGGAAAGGUAGACUGGCUGCACGGAGUACUUCGGCUAUGGAACAAGGUAUGCGGAACGAAAGCGGAGGUGAGGAAUCGUCUGUGUCAAAGGUAAAAACAGCGCAUCAUACAAGUCUCGGCUCACUCCCUCCCUUUACUCCAAAAGUACGCGCAGCCUCCCGCUCAAAUUCUCGUGCCAACUCUCGAGUUGAUCGCUACCACGACGAUGCUGAUCACUUACGCGCGCAGCUCGAAGAUCGUGAUAGAAGGCUACAGGAACAAGCUAUCACUCUGGCCGAAUUAGAGAAUGCUUUACUACAGGCAGAGCUAUCAACAAACCUAGUCACCUAUAAUAAAUCCAACCAGGAUAAGGUCGAAGAUAAAGAUAUCUCUCAGCUUCGGAUGAUGCUUCAAGAAAAGAAUGGGAAAAUCUCGUCGCUUACGGCAGAAUUCGAUGCACAUCGAGCCGACUUUCGAAGUACCAUUGAUACUUUGGAAUCUGCGAGCGCGGAAACGGAGCGCGUCUAUGAGCAAAGAAUUGACGACUUGUUGUUGGAAAAUAGGGAACUCGCCGUACGGACGGAAGACGUUGGCAGCGUCGCGAGGCAACUAAGACAGCUUGAAGAACUAGUCCAAGAGCUUGAGGAGGGUCUAGAAGAUGCCAGACGUGGAGAAGCAGAGGCUCGGGGGGAAGUAGAAUUUUUGCGAGGGGAAGUUGAGCGGACCAAGUCUGAGUUGAAGAGGGAGCGAGAGAAAGGUUCAAGGGGGGAGUCUCAAGGAGCCGAUGAUAUUGAUGUCGCGAUGUGGGCUAAAGAGCUACAACGCCAGGAUGACGAGAUCCGAGGCCUAAAAGCUAUAAUCCAUUCCCUUAGCCGGGACGCAGUGUCCGACACAAAUGAUGAUCUCGCCACGAACCCAACACUGCAUAAACGUACAGAUAGUUCCAGCAGUCUCCCAUCUGAUUCUAGGACAGAGACGAACAUAUUGGGAGAAAAACUCGAAGAAUAUAACACCUAUAUCGAGACGGAAUUCUUCACACAGAAACAGCAUGAGAGUGAGAUUUCCAGCCAACAGGACACAAAUACUAGCACAAAAAGUACGGCGAUAAUUGUUGGAGAAAAUUUAGCUAACCCAAACGUCACUGAAAAGGCUGGUAGUCGGCACAAUCAGGAAUCGCGCGCGAAAAUUAGAAGCGCUAGACAGUUAAAGAUACCUACCGCGAUAUCUGAUGGCGACGCCUUUGCCACUGCAAACGAGAAUUUCUGUGAGAUUUGUGAAACUGCUGGGCACGAUAUUCUGACCUGUACCAAAAUGUUUACUCUGAAAGGAAACCAAGGGGGCAAUCGCUUGCGAGCAUGGAAAGAUUCUAUAGCCCCAGAUGAUUACAAGCCAGCACCCUUAUCGCCACGAAAAAAUUCCUCCAUGUGCCUGCCACCAAGCGGCUCGUUGGCGGCCUCGCCCGUCGCUGGGAAGGAUAGCGGGAUAAUAAAUUUGGAUAAAUGGUGCGGAUUGUGUGAGCGGGAGGGUCAUGAAAGUAUAGACUGUCCCAACGAAGAUGCAUUUUAG